AUGGACUUUCGGUUUGAACAUGUUGGUCUUCAGAUUAUGAAUUUAUGCAUCGCUACGUCUUCAACAUCUCCAGGUCCAUGUGGGAUUAGCCACCUGUAUGCUCCUGCUACACUUAAAAGUCCGCUUUAUCCCAGUUCCUACCCUAACUCGAUCGACUGUAACUGGACUAUUUCAUACACCAAUGGAUCAAGGAUUCUGUUGACGUUUUCAUCUUUUUCGUUGGAAAGUCAUUCACUUUGUAAUUAUGAUUACUUGGACGUUUAUGACGGUGACUCAUCGUAUGCAAAAAAGCUUGGGCGAUAUUGUGGAAGUCAAUUACCACAAAGUAUCAUAUCAUCUGGAUCCCACCUCUUUAUUGCGUUCCACUCGGAUGGUAGUCAACAAAAACAAGGAUUCGUUUUGAAUUUCACAAAUAAAUUUGGUGAAUUAGCGGAUCUAUUUCUUGGUAUUAUUAAAGCGCUGUGGGGUGCCAGCAAACGAAAUUAG
Messenger RNA from Dendronephthya gigantea, 486 nucleotides. Its product is annotated as tolloid-like protein 2. NCBI's taxonomy places the organism in Eukaryota, Metazoa, Cnidaria, Anthozoa, Malacalcyonacea, Nephtheidae. The coding region runs from base 1 to 486 and encodes 161 amino acids. The record is from RefSeq and is a predicted model, not a curated record. The transcript is spliced from 5 exons.